Micropterus salmoides (largemouth bass) is the source of this 5120-nucleotide messenger RNA. RefSeq names its product TAFA chemokine like family member 5, like (gene tafa5l). The coding region runs from base 2849 to 3247 and encodes 132 amino acids. The record is from RefSeq and is a predicted model, not a curated record. NCBI's taxonomy places the organism in Eukaryota, Metazoa, Chordata, Actinopteri, Centrarchiformes, Centrarchidae. The transcript is spliced from 5 exons.
UACUGCAAAAGAUGACAGCCUUGACAUUUAUUUUAGUCGGUAUCCUGAUUUUUAGUCCAUUCACAAUUAAUAUACAAUUUUGCUGAGUUUCAUCUAAAGGUUUUCCUCAUAAUUACUGUUGCUGAAUCUUACUGUGUGUUAAGAGUGAACAUAAGCUAAAUUUUAGAGGCAUAAUUUCAAACAAAGUCAAUGGAAAUACAGUAUGCCGAUGCCUUCAGUGAAAUGCAGCUCGUGUUCCACUGGCACAUAUUGUUUCGUAAUGGCAUGUACAACAGUAGUACAGAAGUACAACAGUAUACGCAGCUAAAAGUAGUUGAAGUAUCAAAAAAUUAAAAUACUCUGCAGAAAGAUCCUGUUAAAGUUACAUUUUCUAUUCUUGGAUGUCUGUUACUGCUGAAUAGCUGUUUUGUAUGUAAAAAUCGACCUGUCUGAAAAAUGGAGUAGAAGUAACAUAUAAUGGAAAUACUCAAGUAGGCUACCUCAAACUUGUAACUAUAGUACCUGAGUUAUUUUACACCACUGGCAUUUCAUAUAGACACACAGUGACACACAAACUGAUAUCUUUGUUCUGAUUGAAGACAGCAGCCAAGUCAGUUACCAUUUUUAGUAAAGGAUAAUGGUGUGUACAAUCAUCCAGCAUGAUGAAUCGUGCUGUUGAAUUUUGUUAUGCACAGCCCUUUUAAAGUGCACACAGUAUUGUGUCACUGACAUUAAUAUUAUUACAAUCCAUACAUGCCCAAAUGCAAGUCAAAUAAGUCUAUGCUAUUGGCAAACAUGAAAAUAAAUAUGAUGGGUAAAAAUGAACUGGCAGAAUGGUUACAACCCUGUCAGUCACAGUGAUUUAUUAUGAUUAAUUACACUGUAACCCCUGCUGGGACGUCACUCUGACAGACUGAAACGUGGUUCUUAACUCUGAUAGCUGAGCCAAGCUGUAGACAAGAGAAGAAAACAAACCUCAUCUCGGCAGCCAGACUGUCCCUGCAACUCUUCCACCAUCAGCCAAAUAAAGUAACCUGCAGCAGCUGGUUACAGUUAUGCAGAAAAGAUAAGACGACCUGCUGUGGUAUAAAGUUGGGAAACUGGCAAAGUAUCCAUUUAAUACUCAACAAAUGCAUAGUCUUCAUAGCCAUUUUUCAUUUAUUACAGUGACGAUAUGACAGGCCUUUGCCCAGGCCAGUAGUCAUCAUAAAAGCCAGUGACAGGCUGAAAGCACAGCGGGACACUGGGGGGACUUCUCCAUCUGCUAAUAAAGUGCACUUUUACUGAUCAUUGAAUCUGGUGAAUGUGUGUGUGAGGGGGUGAGUUAUAGUAAUGGUUUUCAGUGGCAAGGGAGUCUUAAAUGGUGCUCUUUUAGAAGGUAGACAUCUGCAGGGCUUUAGCUCACACACAGGGAAGCAUUUGCCCCUAUCUGUGCACACUUGAGACUUGAUGUGAUAUUACCCAGUAUAUAAUAAUGUAACUUACGCUUUAAAGAGCUAUGGGGCACUGCACACACUACACCGGCAGCCCUCUGAAGGAAAAAACCUUGCACAUUUUCCCUAAAUGCUAGUGUGCAAAAUGUUAACUGUAGUCCUCAGACCAUGUAGCCGUGCAGGGCAUUUCCAUCUGUGAAAGAGGUCAUAAGGUCAUGGAGACAAGUAACAUAUCGAAAUGUGGGGGAAGCUGGUGCCGCUUUCUGCCUCCCCUUGGGCUGAGGGACCUCUUAUUGUGUAUGAAUAAGUAUCAUCACCAUCAUCUAGCUACAGUUUGGGAAUAGCCUGGGAGCUCAAAGUUUUUUCUCACUUUGCAGAAGGAAUUAGGGCACUGUGUGGGAGCGAGCAAAAGAGAGAGAGAGCAGAUGGAAACAUUGUUACUCGAGGCAACACUGGGUGCAGUAGCAGCAGCAGCAGCGUUUUCCUCCAUGGACUGAAGCGGGGAUUCUCUUCUUCGGCGUCGCCUGCAUGCAAAUGGAGCCGAGCGGGACAGAAUAAGCCUGAGUUAACACACUCAUCUGUAACCAACACUUGACUUGGCGAGGAGGGGAGCUUUUCUUCGAGCCCGUGGUGCAAGGCAACAUCACUGACAAUUUCCUAGAGCCUCCCACAAAGGCUCACACAGGUGACAAGUGUGGCCAACUUCACUGCCUGCAUUGACGCGCUCAGUGUUUUGUCCAGCAGCAGUGCGCCGCAUGGACCCGCCGCUGUUGUUUUGACGUGACAUUUUGCGUGCGCUGUUGUGUAUAUGUUCACAUAUGGACGCAGGAGUGUAGCGUUAAGUUUACGUCCUGAUUGGUAUGUUCGUCAUGUCCGCCUGGGUGAACUUGCGCGUUUCUCUGUAGAGUCACAAAGAGCCGGGCUCGGUGCAGAAGUUGGUUGGGAAUAAUAACCCACACAGUGCGGAGCGCGGAACAGGUGACAGCGGCUUUCAGGGGAUAUUGAGCGGCUGAAUUUACUACCAGCAUCAUCAGCAUCUCCGUGUGAGGAUCAAAACUGCGGAGGGCUUCCGCUUCUCACUCCUCUUCACCUGCUACUUCCAGUUUUUGCAGGAGCCAGCCAGUGAAUUUCAGCUUCUGAUACCACAGCUGCGUAAACUUGGCCAGAUCUGGUGACAUUGUGUGUGUGUGUGUGUGUGUGCGUGUGUGUGUGCGCGUGUGUGUGCUGAGCAGCCUGGAUGGAUAUGCGGCUCACUGAGGGAAUUUGAAAAGCAAGGGGGAUUACUAUCAGUCCCUCUCCCAUUAUAACCUCAAAAUGGAUGCCGACGACAGGCUGUGGAGACGCCACUGGAUUAGCCACUCUUCAGCUGAUCUGCUUGACAUCUGAGCGGCACGGGCGUUCAAAGUUUGGAUAAUCUAAAAGGCUGAAGGUAUAGGAUGCAAUCUGGAGUGAAGACGCUCUCCGCAGGUGGAGGUGCGUCACUCUGCUGCCUGCUGCUCCUGUGGCUCAUCUACUCCCAUCUGUUCAGAGAGGGCCAGUUGGCGGUGGGAACCUGCGAGAUAGUGAUGCUCAACAGAGACAGCAGCGUUCCCAGACGGACCAUCGCUAGGCAGACGGCCCGCUGUGCCUGCCGGAGAGGCCAGAUUGCCGGGACCACCAGGGCAAGGCCGGCAUGUGUAGACGCACGAAUUGUGCGGAGCCGUCAGUGGUGUGAGAUGGCUCCCUGCCUGGAGGGGGAGGUCUGCAGCCUCCUGUUUAACCGAUCCGGCUGGACCUGCACCAGGGGCAGCGGUCGCAUCAAGACUGUCACGCCUUUGCCUAAGGAGCCGUCGUAGGAUGCAGAAAAAAAGUAUGUUCUUGACAUCCGUGCUUUGAACAUUGUGUCCAUUUGACAGUGAGGGUCCCAAACUUCACACAAGGCUUGACCUUCAGUAAAAAAAUUUAAAAAACACACAAAAAACAACAACCCAGCUUCUCCAAUCACCUCAGUAAAAGACUCAAAGCAGACACUUCUGAGAACUCUGAGGAAUCUCAAGUGAGCAGCAUGGUAUACCAUCGGCACUGAAUCUUCAACGCAACCAAAAUCACGGACACACCAUAGAACAAAAUCCCUGUAAGGAACAGUUAUCAACAGGGCAGUGGAAUAUACAUUGAAGUACAUUACCCUUUUUUGUCGUUGUUAUCCAACAUCAGGUCUGCAGGGAACGGCUCCUUGAAGAUUUUUUGUACCUUUGUGGCUUGAUUUAGUCUUGUCAGAAGGUCUUUCAAAAGUCAGCCCCUUCAUCUUCUUUACUAUCCCUGCUAUUAAGCUGUCCAGGGUUAUACUCCAGCCAAGUUUCUUUAAUGACAGCUCGCUGCUAAAGAGCUGUGACUUUACAGAGGUUGAGCCAGGCUGUAUCAUCCAUUGGAUUUCUAGCCUUUAACACGUUUCUCUCAUUUGGCUGGGUGAACCUUUACAAGCCCGUAGCCUCCAAAAUCUCUGCAUAUACACAGGACGGUUGUGAAGGACAUUGUGUAAAAGCUUGAAAAGUAUAUUGGAAUGUCACAGAAGAGACAACAUAGAUGAACUGACUGGCUGUCCUCAGUGAAUGAAGGUGAUUAUAGUGAAAUGUGGACAUUUUGGACAACUUAGCUUAUAAUUUAUGUUUUUUAUGUGGUGCCAACAUAGACUAGAAGAGUAGUUUUUGUCAAUGAUCCUCACACAUCUUGUACACACCACUGGAAACAUUUAGCAGAUGUGGACCCCUGGCUCAUCUUAAUGUCUCAUUUAAUGUCUAUGCUUUGUGUGUGUGUGUGUGUGUGUGUGUGUGUGUGUGUGUACGCGUGUGUGUGUGUGUGUGUGCGUGGCUGUAUGUCAGUGUGCGUGCACAUCCAGAGAUACACUGUGAAAUAAAUAAUAUCGAAUGCAUUAUUCAUACUCUUGUAUAUUUUUGGGACACGCCCAGACCAGAGCUCACCAUCUGGCAAAAGAAGCCUUUGCGAUUUUACAGAUGUUAGAUCUCAUUUGAAUCUUCACGGAUGAAUCCUGGGUUCACCUUUUGUUUUCUUUCUUGUCCUUUCUUUAGUAAAUUGAGAUAUUUAUAUUGGGGGGAAAUAUUAUUGAAACUGGGGACCGAUCUACAUUAUAUCACAUAAGUUAAAUUCUGUAAUUAUAACCAAUUCAUGUGUGAUUAAAUGUAUUCAGAAUACUUGUCUAAAUUGACUAUAUUUUGAUAUGAAAUGUUUUGACCAGCUGAAAGUGCUAUUUGCUGAUUUCAGAUGCUUGAUAUAUUUGAAAUUAUGUAUAUGUAUAUAUAUAUAUAUAUAUUCAAUUAAUGUAUUGUUAUGUGGGUCUCAUUCCAAGAGGAGAUAAAGAAAAGUAGGAGGACAAGAGGCAUUCUUCUAAGAGAAGUACAAGAGGUGGACACAAUAACACGAACACCAGUAAGAUAUUAAAAACACAGAAUAAAACACAAUCCUUAUACCACAACACAACAACCUACAGUUUGGUCUGCAAGAUCUCUCUGAUGCAGUUUUAAAAAAAUAACCUUCAAGGAAGUAAUGUUUGUUGCAGGGUGAUUGCAAUAUAUUGUACAGAUGUUCCUAUUAAUGUAUCUACACGUUGUUUUUUCAUUUCUUUGUACUAAAAUUUCCUGUACAUCCCCAUCUUAAUGUAUGCAUUUGAGGAUAUAAAGAGAGUGUCCGCUCCCGGGAGCUGCGGAGUGUGUA